Hippocampus comes (tiger tail seahorse) is the source of this 1040-nucleotide messenger RNA. RefSeq names its product acyl-CoA thioesterase 13 (gene acot13). Gene Ontology annotation, molecular function: fatty acyl-CoA hydrolase activity. The coding region runs from base 111 to 539 and encodes 142 amino acids. NCBI's taxonomy places the organism in Eukaryota, Metazoa, Chordata, Actinopteri, Syngnathiformes, Syngnathidae. The record is from RefSeq and is a predicted model, not a curated record. The transcript is spliced from 3 exons.
UUUCCCAGUCCUGUUUCGCUACGGAAAUAUUUGAUGCGGAACAACUUCCGGAUUUCGUUUGACAUUGCAAGUACCGGUAGUUUUUAAUUUUGUUUUUUCAUUUCGCUUGCAUGGCGUCACUGUCUUUAAAUACGCUAAAACAAAUUAUGCGAGCUAUGAAAGACAAGCCAGGCUUCGACAGAGUCAUCGGCAAGGUGGCGGUGGUCUCUGCGGCGCCGGGCAAGGUGGUGUGCGAGAUGCGUGUGGCCGAGGAGCACACCAACGGCUUCGGGACGCUGCACGGCGGCCUCACCGCCACACUAGUGGACGUCAUCUCCACCAUGGCCAUCAUGUCGAGCGACAGGGGGGCGCCCGGAGUCAGCGUAGACAUGAACGUCACCUACAUGAAUGCGGCCAAGCUGGGCGAGGACGUGCUGAUCACGGCUCAGGUACUGAAGGAAGGGCGCACGUUGGCGUUCUCCACCGUGGACUUGACCAGCAAGGCCACAGGAAAGUUGAUUGCGCAGGGACGGCACACCAAACACCUCGGCAGCAGCUAAACGUGUCCACAUUUGCAUUCCCUCUUCAGUGCCAGAGGACAUGUAGAACACGUAUGACAACUUUUAUUUUGCCUUCAUUCUCACAUUAAAUCCUCUUUGUUUCACUUUAUUUUAUUUAAACAUUUUUGUAAUCCAUUUUAUGCCUUAAAAUCCUAACAGCUACAAAUAUCUUUAUUCCAGUAGUUUUUUUUAACCCCUAAAAAUGAUUUUUUAUGAAAUUCUCCCAAUAGUUAAAAAUUUUCACCUAUUUAAAAAGUUCAAACUUCUGCCUGAAAUUGCAAAUCAUAAAAAUGCUCAAAGUGAUCACAAAACAUAUUUUAAAAAGCCCCGUUGCAUAAUUUUGGUUUAUUUCGGGCCCCGAUGAGAUUUUUGCAUGGCAGGCCGCAAAGAGUCAAUUGUGCAAUAACAUUAAAAAAAAAAAGAAAAAGUGGAGACAAGUGUUGCGUUGACAAUUUGUAUUGAUAUAUGCUCAGCAGUAUUGAUCAACAGAAGAAAAAAAAA